AUGGCCGCCACUGUCAUCGUAGUCGAUCGCCUGCCCCGUCGAUUGCCAAGAGACGACGGCGGUGGGCGUGAGAACUUGGCCAUCGGUGCAGACAGGCACGCACGCUCGCACGCUGGCACGCAGGGUGGCAAGAGCUUAAUCAGGAGCGACGAGUGGCGGGUCCAGUUCGGCCGACUUCUGGAUGAGCCGACAAGCGGGCUGGUUGGCGGGCGUACGGCCAUCGACGAGGUCGGUCGUGGUGAUUCCAGGAACGGACGGAGGCCGAGGCAGGCACGGCAAGGGCUCGCCGAGCCAAGCGAACGAACGGGCCGAACGAACGCACGAACAGAUGGCCACGCGAGGCCGGGGGCGGAGCGCACGUUCUGCGUUGCCACUCCAUGGACUGACUACCCCGGACCUAGCUUCUCGUUCUGA
Pseudozyma flocculosa PF-1 is the source of this 414-nucleotide messenger RNA. RefSeq lists its product as uncharacterized. NCBI's taxonomy places the organism in Eukaryota, Fungi, Basidiomycota, Ustilaginomycetes, Ustilaginales, Ustilaginaceae. The transcript has a single exon. The coding region runs from base 1 to 414 and encodes 137 amino acids. The record is from RefSeq and is a predicted model, not a curated record.